AGUCUCUGAUUAACAAAACCACUGCGAGGAAACUCCCAUAGCGUGUUAUCAAACUCAUCGAAUUCGACCCAUUUAUGGAGGAUAUUAAUCAGGCAUAAAUUGAAUAAAAAAAAAACAGGUCAAAAGACUACACCAAGUAUACAUACAAUAUGCAAUGAAUUAUGUAUAUACAAAAGUGAUUUAAAUAAAAUCUAGACCGCUUAACUCCUCUCGUCGUUACUUUGUGAACUGCCUUCACAAGGUCACGUUAAAUUGCCGUUGCAUUGAGGAUGCGACUGGUUGUUACCUCUGAAUAGAUAACUCCGUGCGCUUAUGUGUGCCUUGUCAGGUUUCCCUCAAAUUUGAAUUCAAGUGUCAUCGGCGACAUAGUCGACUUCUGUUAACAGUGCCACGAUGGAAGCUGCCGAUACCUCUGGCAAUCGAUCAAGGCAAUAUGAUGAAUGGAAAAAACGGGCUCUUCUCGGUCCACUUCCGAAUGAUUUCUUGAGGCUCGAGGACGAUAACCCCCAACACCAGCAAGAGGCUGCCGAUCAGCAGGCUGCGUUAGCUCUUCAGCAAAUCCAAAUGCAGCAAUGGAAGGAGAGACACGGAACCGGCAAGCUCAGUAUCACCAUUGCUCAAGCAAAGUUGGUCAAGAAUUACGGUAUGACCAGGAUGGAUCCUUACGUGAGGCUACGAGUUGGACACGCGGUCUAUGAAACGCAUACGGACACGAACGGAGGAAAAAAUCCACACUGGAACAAAGUCGUGAAAUGUCCUCUACCUCCGGGUGUUACGCAGAUAUACAUCGAGAUCUAUGACGAGUGUUCCUUUACGCUGGAUGAGUUAAUAGCUUGGGGUCACAUAGAGAUUCCACCUCAGGUUAUUCAACGAGGAGAAACUCAUGAAGAUUGGUACGUGUUGAGUGGUAAACAAGGAGAUAAUCAAGAAGGCAUGAUAAACUUGGUACUCAGUUAUUCGGCGGACACUCGUCCAUAUAUACCUCCUUCACCUAUCAUGAUGGUUCCUUCGGCGACAAUGUUUGGAAGAGUACCGUACGCACCUGUCAACGUUUACGCAGCUCCGCCUGGAGCUGCCGUACCAACUGUAAAUCCAAGUUCUCUGCCACAUGCCGAAGCUGAAUUGAAACUGAUUGCAGAAAUGUUCCCAAAUCUUGACAAAGAAGUUAUUAAGUCAGUGUACGAUGCCAACGGUGGAAAGAAAGACGCGACCAUAAACUCAUUGUUGCAGGUAUGCGAAUGAACGCUUGUCAUCGGAACAUCUGCAUAUUCAUUGUAUAGAUCUUUAUCUACAUACAUAUACAAAUUCCAAAUGCCAUAUUUGUAUUUUCUGCUAAAAUGUAUCCUAAUCAGAAAUGUAAUAUAUUUGUAAAUUAUUAUGACUUUAUACCAUAUACCGUGCUGCUGCUUCCAAUAUUCAUGAAAACUGUAACGACAAAUAUGCUUAAUUAAAAAAUAUAACAUUUUAUUUUAGAUAA
Messenger RNA from Orussus abietinus, 1477 nucleotides. Its product is annotated as toll-interacting protein. Gene Ontology annotation, cellular component: cytoplasm. The coding region runs from base 394 to 1242 and encodes 282 amino acids. NCBI's taxonomy places the organism in Eukaryota, Metazoa, Arthropoda, Insecta, Hymenoptera, Orussidae. The transcript is spliced from 6 exons. Gene Ontology annotation, biological process: ubiquitin-dependent protein catabolic process. Gene Ontology annotation, molecular function: ubiquitin binding; ubiquitin conjugating enzyme binding. The record is from RefSeq and is a predicted model, not a curated record.